Lingula anatina is the source of this 4677-nucleotide messenger RNA. RefSeq names its product carnosine synthase 1. Gene Ontology annotation, molecular function: carnosine synthase activity; ATP hydrolysis activity; metal ion binding. NCBI's taxonomy places the organism in Eukaryota, Metazoa, Brachiopoda, Lingulata, Lingulida, Lingulidae. The record is from RefSeq and is a predicted model, not a curated record. Gene Ontology annotation, biological process: carnosine biosynthetic process.
AGACCAAUUUCCCCGCCUGAUCCAGGUGAGUUAUCAUCAAUCAAUUACCGUGCAGACGUGCACGGCAACAGAGAAGACAAUUUACAUAACUGUUACGCACAGCGAUCUGCAUUCUCACCCGUAAGUGGGAACUCAGGAGACUGACAACUUAUGGCCUGCCUAUUAAGCUAUUACGUUAGGGCUGUUUCAUGUUAUUGCCAUUUUCAGGGCAGAAACCUCCAAAUCAACCAAUCAGCACCUGUUAUAGACGAAUAUAGUUCAGUGAGAAAAAAUGAGUGCUUUUUUCCAUUUUUUUCCUGGCAUUUCUUGUGUGUUGCUAGGGUUAAUUUUGGUAUCAACUAGCAGAGUAGGGUGUUAACUACUGCCAGUUUUUUUUUCAGGACCAGGCACAGGUGCAGUGCAGUCGUGAGACCUCUGGCGGAAGGGUCUACUGACUGUGAGUGGUGCAGUGGUUUGUUUACAAACAGAGGGGUGCACAUGUUCAAGUGAUGCCGACAAAUCUCAACCGUCAGGAAAUAAGAAUGGAAUCCUUUUGUGUGGACCAAGAAAUCGAGACAAGCCGGUUCUGGCAUGAUUUGCAGCAGGGACUGAGUUUUUGCAAUUUGCCGGAAACUGAAGAUAGAACUCAGAAUCCGCGACCUAAUCCCACAGUUGAAGAGAUCACGAUGGUGGUACUGGGGGAACCUCUCACCUGUCUGAACCUGUGUUUAGAGGGUGGGAAGCAGUGUCCUGGUGGUAUGUUACUGGUACCCUCUUUAACAUGGCUUCAGAAAGAACCAACCAAUGAAAGAGAUCUGCAAACCUUACGAGUACGCAAGGCUGUCACAUUUGACUCUUGUGGUCGAACAUUUUUGGACAUCUUCACCCCGCCUCGUCGUGUCAAUUACUUUAUGAACCUUGUCACAGGGAACGAGAAAGCGGAUGCACGCUCGCCCAGUAAUAACUUUUUAAACUUCGAGAGGGAUUUAGAAUGUCCAGUUGGAGUCACAGAAGAGAUGGUGAAACGUUUGGAUGAUCGAAUUCUCACGCGUAUUCUGGUGGCGGACGCUGGCGUUGCCUAUCCCGACACGCUCGCAUUCCCGUUCAGACCAAAGAUUUCCUACAACUUGGGAGACCAUGAUAUUUCGGUGGUCCCUGUAAGAAAUAAGGAGGACGGAAAAGAGAAUAUCAGGAGUCAGCUGGGCGUGUUUCUUAAGCGUCUGUUGAAGAAGGGCAUUGAGAAGGUAGUCGUCAAGGUGCCUGGCUCUGCAUCACCAGGUGUGUCCUACCAUUCUGCCCAUGACCAAGCUGGCGUCUACAGCGCCAUGUGUCAAGGUCUAGAUGUCCUAGAAGAGGGGGAGAGCAUCAUUGUGGAGGCAUUUUGUGAGACCCUUAAACUACUACCUGUCCCUCAUCUUGACUACGAGGAACAGGCAGUUGGCAUGAAGACCCAAGCAUUGUCUUGCACAAUCCGAGCUGUCGUCUGCUGCACUCCCAACGGGAAUCAACUGGUUUCGGACAUCGUCUGCGGCGUUGGUCACGCGGACAAACCGCUAGACGGAGGCAAUACGCUACCACUGUCACUAGAGGGCUUUCUCAGCCAAUGGGGGUUUCAAGAAAGAUCCGAAAUUGAAAAGAUACGCUCCAUGAUCAAGGCAAAGGCGGAAGUAAUAUUAGAAAACUGGAUGAGGUACGAAAGCAAAUUGAAGAAGGAAGAAAUCGGGGGAUCGUUGAUGAGAACAAACGUACUAGGUGUCAAUUUUGUCCUGACCCAUCAAGAAGACGGCAGUUAUGACGCCGUGGCUGUAAGUAUCAGUAACAGCAGGAAAACCAUCGCGAACUCGCAGAUCCACGAGUUUCAAAACCUCUCAAAGCUUGGAAGCAGCGUGCGACCCCUGGUGGCAACCAUGGUCAACUGCAGUCAGCGGUUCCUUCUUCAAGGAAAGCAUAUUCUACUUAUAGGCGCGGGAGAAGAAUUUGUUUGGGAAGCUGUGAGGGAAUACAAUGUCAAAAUAACCUUGGUUGAUGGGGAUCCCAACAAUAAGGCAGAUAAAUGCGUCCACAAGUUCAUUCAGUGCGUAAUAGGAGAUCGCAACAACGAGGAUAUCAAUGCAGAGAAAAUUGUCCAGUUAGUACGCACACAUGAUCUAGCCAUAGACGGCUGCAUGACCGUGGUGGACGAUUACGUUCCUUUGACGUCAUUGGUGUGCAAGGCACUGCGCAUGAUCGGAAGUACACCCGAAGCUGCAAGAAAGUCCAAGAAGAAAAGUCUCAGUCAAAAAUCUUUAGAACAAUCAAGAGUUAAUGUGCCUUUUUUGCCCAAUCCGUCUCUGUUUGCUGUCAAGACGCACGGAAUUAGUCAACCAGAAGAUGUGACUGGAUCGUCAAACCAUAUCCAGUAUCCAGCCCUAUUGAAGCCCGAGUUCGGGGCAUGUUCCUAUGGAGUCAACUUAGUCAAAGAUGAGGCAGAAUGCAUGAAAUAUUUAGUUAACACCAAGAACAGCGAAAAAAUGACAAACGACCCACCUUUUGGGAAGAACCACGGGAGCGCAAUGCACUUAACCGAAUAUGCACAGGGAACAAAACACGGAGUUGAGAUCGUCGUGUACAGAGGGAAACUUUUAGCCGCGUUCGUCUCAGAUUGUGGUCCAACCCGCAUCCCGCAGUUUUUUGAGACCUCAACUUGUAUGCCGUCGUGUUUAAACCCUGAGAGGCAGAGGCACCUGAUAACAGCAGCCUUACAAUGUAUUAGCGGCGUGGGUCACACGGACGGAGUAUUCAACGUCGAGUUUAAAAUGACACCCACGGGUCCCAAACUGAUCGAGAUCAACGGACGAAUGUGUGCCUGGUUUUACAGGAACUGGGUGCGCACCGUGUACGAAACGGACAUCCUUUUCCUUAAUUUUCUGAUCGUUUGUGGGAUCCAACCAAACAUCCAGCCAUUUGAACCAACUUGUCAGUUCAUGGCGAUUUUAUGCUCUCCUGCAGCCCACUCUAAGGCGUUGUCGCGACCGGGAAUUGCCACACCGGAGAUCCUCGCAGAGGCACACGAGCGAGGCGAGAUAAUUUACUAUGAAAUGGAACCCCUGAAGGAAGAGAACACGGACAAUGAGUGCGGCUUUUGUGCGAUAUCUGUAAAGGAGAAAUCCGUAAGUGAGGCAAAAAAGCAGCUGUUGGCUGUAUGCAGGAAAUAUGGUGUUGACACCCAAGAGCACCCUGCAGAGUACGUUCUGUCUACGUUCGUACAAUCGCCGUCUUAUUAAUGGAAAUGGUACCUUAAUUUUGAAGAUUAUGAAGGAAAUGUCAAUGUUGAGGGAAAAAUGUGUCGAACCUGAGAUACGCCAAUAAUGUAGUCCUUUUUGCACGCUUUGUGUUUAAACCACAAGAAUCGGUCGACAGGAUGAGAACAGAAAGCGAGAAAGUUGAUCUUUUUCUAAACGCUUUAGAAAAAAAUCAAAAAGUGAUGAAAAUACAGAGAGACUGAGGAAAACGAUGGGAGCAGCCAUAUCCUGAUCAAUACUGAAAAAGCAGAAAAUGUGAAACAAUUAAUCUAUCUUGGUGCAAUAUUCACUGACCAUUACGAUGACACUCUGGAAAACAUAUCUCUUAACACAAAGAAGAGAAUGCUCAGCUUUCAGAUUUUUCUAUUGCUUCACAUGGCGCGGAAUGUUGGUUUGUGAAAAACUCAGACAUGAAGAAAUAAGACAUUUUGAAUUAUGGUGCUAUUGGCGUGGUCUUAUUAUGGGAACAACAUACAGAGGCGGUCUGACGGAGGUCUGUGGGUCCAUGCUUUAAGCAGACAGAAUGAUCACAAUCGUGACCGGUGGAGAGUUUUUGCGAGGGGGGUGGGGGAGGCUUUCUAGCUUUGAGUGCAUGUGUACAAAAAAUGUACUAAGUGAACUUAACUUUUUCUACCAGGGCAAAUAAGGUCUUCAGAAGAGCAUAUUUUCAAAUCUUAUGUUAGAUUUGAUCGAAACGUUUUUUACCAUAAAUACUGUUCUAUAUAUAUUACAUGUAUCAAGCCAGAUGUUUUUAACACCAAGGCCUGUCUGAAUACUCUCCAUAAGAUGUACGUGGACAUAUACACCCUGCAGGUGUAUUUUAUAUUCAGCGUCAACGCUGAAAGUCAUUUAUUGUGUCUGGAUAUAGUAACCAAUGGUUACAGUUACUAAAAAUCCGUAUAUAUGACUAUAUAUAUAGUAAACAUAGGGUUACAGUUACUGCAAAUCCGUAUUCGUGACUAAUUUUAAACGCACAUACAUGUAGUAUUGAUGCAGAAUAUAUUAAAUUUAUUUAAAUUUUAGCUAUAACAGAAUAAUGGUCUUUACUAAUGAAAAAAUUCUGAACGGUACACGUUAGUGUUUAGAUAAAGAUUUAAAGUAGAAAUCCACUUACAGCUUAGUACAUGUAUAUAUACUUACUUGAUAUUUGCUUUUUUGUACUCAAAUUUCAUAUCAUGACUUUAAUGCACAUGCAGAGCACUUUCGUGUUGUCAUCAUUGAAAAUAUCGUACAUUUUAAAAGCAAAUGUGAAUGGACAUCAUAUAAUAAAAAAUAAACAAAUAGUUAUAUACAAUGUCCAUCUAGCCUGACAUGGAUCAAAAGGGUAUGUAACCUUCAAAGGAGACACACUACAUUGAGUUGAAGUAAUGACAGCAUUUACGCGACAAUUUGUGCAUUUUUCGAGGGAAUUCUGUGU